This is a messenger RNA of Hydatigera taeniaeformis, 354 nucleotides long. The record is from the annotation of a GenBank genome assembly. Lineage: Eukaryota; Metazoa; Platyhelminthes; Cestoda; Cyclophyllidea; Taeniidae.
AUGGACAUGCAGCACAUAAUACCUACAGAUUUGCGUCAACUACGAGCCUGCUUAUUAUGUGGACUUAUCAAAACCAUGUCUCAAUUCGAAAUGAAUGGCUGCGAAAACUGCGAGGACUACCUAAACCUUCAAGGGGACCGGGAAUCUGUUUAUGAGUGCACAUCGAACAACUUCGACGGAAUGGUUGCCAUGAUGAACCCCUCUGAGAGCUGGGUUGCGCGAUGGUUAAGGAUAGACAAGCUGACACCAGGCGUUUAUGCGAUGAGUGUCUCCGGAAAGCUUUCGAAGAGUAGAAUAGAUCACCUCAGAAGCAGAGGUCUCGAAUAUCAGUCGCGCGACAGGAGCAAAGCGUGA